Pediculus humanus corporis (human body louse) is the source of this 3663-nucleotide messenger RNA. RefSeq lists its product as uncharacterized. NCBI's taxonomy places the organism in Eukaryota, Metazoa, Arthropoda, Insecta, Psocodea, Pediculidae. The record is from RefSeq and is a predicted model, not a curated record. Gene Ontology annotation, molecular function: protein binding. Gene Ontology annotation, cellular component: cytoplasm. The coding region runs from base 1 to 3663 and encodes 1220 amino acids. The transcript has 18 exons.
AUGUCAAAGGAAAGCGACGAAGAUGGUAAAAAUUCUGGGAUAAUGACGGGACAACCCGAAGAUCCGCCACAAGUAAAAGCCGUCAUUGUUCACGUUCCAAGAAUCGCACCAAGAACGUUACCAGGACUCGCUAAUGCCCAAAAUAAAGAAGCCAUCGAUUGGAGCGGUCAUGGUCUCUUGGCAUACGGUAGCAACUACACGGUUGUUGUAGUAGAUACCAGAAACAUUCAGGUAGUUCAAUGUUUGGACAAACAUAAAUCCAUGGUUAAGAAAGUUCUUUGGGGCGUCGAUUACCUUAGACAAGAUAAAUUAACACAGCAUCCUCCGAGAUUAUACGGUGGAAUUGAUUUGGUUUCGGCUGACGCAACGGGUCACAUAAUUGUUUGGGACGUCACUUCCGGUCAAUCAGUUCGAGUUCUUCAAGAUGGAACGAAACCAAUAACGGAUAUGCAUUGGGUCUCGUUGUGGAACGAUCACAGUCACAUUUUAGCUGCUCUUCAUCCUCCUCAUUCAUUCAUAUUAUGGGAUACGAGAACCGGAAAUAAAAUAUGGAAAAAAAAUUACAUGGAAAAUAUAAUUGCAUUUAACUUCGAUCCAUUCCAUUCGUCGAAAAUGGCAUUUCAUUGUUCGGAUUGCAUCCUCUUUGUAGAAGAUUUUUCCGUGACGAAAUCACCGUCAUCUAACGGUCGUAAGUUUUACAUAUCCUCAUCUAGAUCCACGUUUUCCGGUUCGAAAGGAAGUUAUGGAAAUUUGACAACAGGGGUUCAAGAGGAAAAAACGGGCGCGAAAGAUCGUUUAAGAAGAUUAAUGAAAGAUUUAGUUUUCGGAGAAGUACAACCCAAAUCCGACGAUGGAAUGGCUUUGAACGAGUGCCUUCAAGUUAAUUAUCAUAAAUCAAUAAGACACCACAUAUUAUUAUUAUAUCCUCGUGAAUUAUUAAUAUUAGAUUUACACAUAAAUCAAACGGUUGGAAUUAUAUCAACCACCGAUAAGGUAAUUAAAUUUUUAUUUUAUUUUUUUUUAAAGAUAUUUUCUUGCAAGCAAAGAGACGUUAUUUAUUGCUUACACGAAAGUGGAAGCGUUUCAGUUAAGCUAAAAAGAAAAUUUGGAUUUCCAAGUUCUCCAAUGGAUACGCCCAGCGUGUCUAGUUUAGAAUCACAAUUGGAAAUAUCUUACGAUCAUAAAUGUUCCAGCGAACCCCUCAGACAAACUCGAGGUUUGCAAAUUUUAGGUAUAACCGUUAAUCCCGUUUGCGAAACAAAAAUAGCCAUGUUUUUAAAUUCUGGAAAAAUAGUAUUCAUGGAAUUAUUACCGGUUAAUAAUAAUAAUAAUAAUAAUAACGAGGAUUCGAAUUUUAAUUUUACAAUUCCGAUGACAGGGAUUCAUAAAGGAAAUAAUUUUUCUAAAAGAAAAUAUUCAUUAAAUGAAAUAUUACCGCCUUUAAUGAAUGAAAUUUCCAUUCAACCACCAAAUCUUCGUCUUCUAGUCACUGGAGUUCUUCCGAGCGUUUCUGCUCCCGUAACUGCCUUAAAAAUGUGCCCCCCUAUCACAACUAGAAAUUGGAAUAAUUAUACUCCAUUACUCGCCGAAGGUACCGUCGGUGGCCUAAUACAAAUAUAUAAUCUUGCAUUUGGAAUUAUCGAAAAAGAACUCGUUGUACAUUCCUACACAGUCAGGGGGAUCGAAUGGGUUGGAUUGAAAACGUUUCUCUCGUACGCAUAUCCGAACACGUCGAACGCAUCAGUCAAUGUUAGAAAUGAACUUUGUCUCACGGAUGUUCUUACAGGAGAAUCAACAUCCAUUCGAACGGAUAAAGGAGAAGAGCCACCCAUUGAAUUAUUAAAAGUUUCUCCAUUGAAACAAUAUUUUUUAUUAUUUAUAACGGGGGGACCGUUGGAAUUGUGGGAUUUAAAAUCGUUGCAAUUGUUAAAAGUUAUGCGGAAAAAAUUCCCGUUGAUAAACACUCUGGAAUGGACGCUCCAAUCCGGUUCGAGAUCAUUUAAAAAAAAACGUUUGAGUUCGAAAGAAGAAAACGUUUCGGAUGGUUCCAACAAGAAAACCUUCGUCGAACCCACGGGAACAUCUGCUCUGCAAUAUUUAACGAAAACUUACAGCGACAAAACGGAAACGUCGGAUAAAAUCAUAGCAAAAGAACAUUUCAUAUUCACGGAUCCUGAUAGUCACCUGUACAGGUUUACAGUCGAUGGACAUUCGGUGGAUGGUAAAAGAAUAUUUCCAGAGGGUGGAAAUGGAUCCAUAACAACCCUCGCGUACAAAAUGGAAAUAAUUGUUUUUGGUGAUACCGAAGGUUCUAUCACGGGUUGGGAUUUACGUUCGGGACAAACGAGAAAAUAUUCGACCGGAAGGGGAUUCGUAAAAAAAAUUCGAUUCGCACCAGGAAAGGAAAAUAUGAAAUUGUUGGUUCUCUAUCACGACGGCGUUGAUGUCAUCGAUCUCAAGGGGUUAUGUACCGGAAAUGGCGACGGAUUUGAAAAAAUCGGACAGUUGAAAAGUCCUCGGGAUUACGUUAAAGUUUUAGAUAUAGAUUGGGCAGCAUCCGAUAAACCCGUAAUCGCGACUCAAGAUGGAUGCCUUAGAAUUAUGGACGUGACGCUGUUCAGGAGUUCAUCUCCGAUAUCGGAUUACGAAUUUAACGAACCCGUUUUUUGUCCGGCAUUGCUUCCUUCCGAAGUGGCAUUUAAAGUACGAGAACGACUUUGUUGGCAACCACCGGAUACUCCUUACACGACGGAUUUAACCGUCGAACACGGAUUCACGGAAAAUCAAGUUUCGUUAAUUAACAAACAAUUACUCAUGGUAGAUGAAGAAAGGCUCGAAUGUUUGAGAAAACCUUCGUUUAAAACCGUUGAAAGAUGUUUGAUAGUCGCUCAACUUUUCGGAGAUGAAACGGAAAUCGAUCUUUGGACGGUCGCCAUGUAUUAUCUUCAAAUAAAAACUGAAAAUUUAUUAUUAUCAUCAUCAUAUUCCACCGUGAAUAAUCGGGAUGAUAUUGAAAAUUUAAAUCGGAUAAAAAAUAUCAUACCAUUGGAUACUUGUUAUGACGUUUUACAGGAUUCAUAUACAUAUCAGCGUUUACAAUUGGAGCGCGUCGCAUUACACGAAAGCAGAAGAACUGAUUAUAAUCAUACAAAACGAGUCAUUCAACAACAGUUGCUGUUGGGUCAAAGCGAUAGAGCAGUACAACUUUUAUUAGAAACGGAUUUAAAUAAUUCUCAAUAUUAUCCCGAUGCCAUAAAAGCGUGUUUAGUUGCAACCGUACAAUCGACAGGAGCUGCACAAAGUACCAUUAAACUCGUUGCCACUAAUUUAAUAGCUCAUGGGAAUGAUAAUGAUAUAUGGGAAGGUGUACAGUUAUUGUGCCUUAUCGGUAAGGGUCUCGAUGCUUGUAGAUAUUUGACUUCAUAUUCGAAAUGGGGAGCAGCUGUUUGGCUAGCAAGAGCAGUACUCACACCUCAAGACUCAUCCGAAGUCAUUAAAAAAUGGGCGGAUCAUUUAUAUUCCCAGGGAUAUAAAGAAAAGGCAGUUUUAGUUCUUAUAAGUUUAGAACAAUGGCAAGCUGCUCAUUCCCUUCUUUCAAUAUUUGAUCCGAGGCGAGCAUCUCUACUCGCUCAAGCGUGUCAGGAAUUUGACAUAAAUUUUUGA